Diabrotica virgifera virgifera (western corn rootworm) is the source of this 1764-nucleotide messenger RNA. Its product is annotated as protein I'm not dead yet-like. Gene Ontology annotation, molecular function: citrate transmembrane transporter activity; succinate transmembrane transporter activity. The transcript has a single exon. The record is from RefSeq and is a predicted model, not a curated record. Gene Ontology annotation, cellular component: membrane. Bases 42 to 1682 code for a protein of 546 amino acids. Gene Ontology annotation, biological process: citrate transport; monoatomic anion transmembrane transport. NCBI's taxonomy places the organism in Eukaryota, Metazoa, Arthropoda, Insecta, Coleoptera, Chrysomelidae.
UUAUAAACAAUGAACGUCAAAAUUUAAACUAAUUUUAGAAAAUGGGAAAAUUUAUGGAAUUUGUAAAAGUUUAUUGGAAAAGUUUGUUUACAAUAUUUUGGCCCGUAUUUCCUGCAUUUAUUUUUAUAUACGACUAUUCCCCUCCUUACCGAUGCAUCUACGUAGUGAUUAUUAUGUGUGGCUACUGGAUAACAGAAUGCAUAGCACCACCUAUAACUUCUUUAUUACCGAUGAUAUUAUUCCCUCUAAUGGGCAUUUUAAGUUCAGACAAAGUCGCUGCAAAUUACAUGAAUGAUACCAACAUGAUGCUCAUCGGAAGCAUUGUGAUAGCAAUUGCAAUGGAAGAAUCAAGACUUCACAUCAGAAUAGCUUUAUAUGUGAUUAAAUUCGUAGGCUGUAGUAUAAAACGCUUGCACGUUGGUUUAUGUGUAGUAACUGCCUUCAUUUCGAUGUGGAUAGCUAACACUGCGGCUACAGCACUAAUGUUGCCCAUCGUAGAAGGUUCUCUGGUAGCUAUGCAAGAACAAGGUUUACUCCAGAUGUGGCAAAAGCCAAAAGACGCAACAAUUGGUGGUAAAGAUGAACACGAGGAGGAAGACCUAGAUCCUACAGAUAUAACAAUGUGCUACUAUAUAUCUAUCGCUUACAUGGCAACCAUAGGAGGCACAGGAUGCAUAAUAGGGUCCGGAUCCCAUCUGGCUUACAAGGGAGUUUAUGAGACAAGAUUUCCAAAUAGCCCAGGAGUUGAAUUUGCUAAGUGGAUGAUGUUUAAUAUUCCUAUUAUGAUAAUAAACGGUAUAUUGACAAUUACAUGGAUGCAAUUCUGGUUUUUCGGUCUCUUUAGAUCUCGGUCGAGAAAAGCCAGAGCAGUUAAUCUAAGUGCAGAAGCAGAACGGGUAGCAAGGGAAAUAAUAGACCAGCAGAUCCAUGACCUCAAAGAGUUAAAUUUUGCCGAAAUAGUUGUUGGUAUUAGCUUCGUUUCAUGCGUUUUGCUCUGGUUCUUCAGACGACCUGGCUUUAUGACUGGAUGGCCUAAACUCAUAACAGAUGUUAAAGUUGGAGAUGCUGUUGUUGCAAUUAUAAUUGUUAUGGUUGUAAUUGUCAUCCCAUUUUAUCCGGAUUUUCUAUACUUUUUCACUAGAGAUGAAGAUAAAAGACCAAUUGCUCCAACACGUAGUAUCGUCUCUUGGAAAACAAUCGAACAUAAAAUGCAUUGGGGGUUAUUGUUUAUCUUAGGAGGUGGAUUCGCAAUGGCAGAUGCUGCUAAAGCAAGUGGAAUGACAGAACUUAUAGCCAACUCCCUUAAGUCCUUUUUACAAAAUGACAAAAUCUACAUACUCAUAGUCUGUAUUGGUAUGGCUUCAAUUAUCACGCAGUUCUUAUCCAGUAACGUAGCCUGUGUAACUAUUCUCACACCUAUCAUUAUGGAUAUGUCAGUCGUGGCUAAAUUGCAUCCAAUGUAUUUAGGAUUAUCUGUUGCACUAGCCUGCUGUCUUUGUUUUUUGUUGCCAGUAUCCACACCACCAAAUGCACUAAUCGCAGGACCUUGUAGAGUUAAAGGUGUAGAAAUGGCUAAGGCUGGUAUUGGUGUUUACUUUAUCUGUCUAACAACAUUACUGUGUAUAUUCCCCAUUUGGGCUCCUGUUAUUUGGGAUUUAGAGUUUCCAGAUUGGGUACAUUAGUACAAGAAAUAAAUAAGAAAAAAUGAAAUCUAAUUUCUUUAUAAAUAUCAAUAUUGAAUAAAUAUACAAUAUUUAAAAAUAA